Molecule: messenger RNA, 931 nt
Organism: Ananas comosus (pineapple)
Lineage: Eukaryota; Viridiplantae; Streptophyta; Magnoliopsida; Poales; Bromeliaceae
Exons: 2
Coding region: 89-667 (192 amino acids)
Source: RefSeq, a predicted model, not a curated record
CUUCUUCCUCGCUCUCUCUCUCUCCUCAACGAGGAGAGAGAGAGAGAGAGAGACAGAGAGGAGAGGAGAGUAGAACCGGAUCUCAAAGAUGGGUCUUCGCCUCGCCCUCCUCUACUUCGUUCUCUUCGUGUUCCUCCUCGGAUUCGCCGAAUCUGAUGAUAUGAGUACUCAGCUUCUCAAAGGCAUCAACGACUACCGGGCCGGACUCAACCUCUCGUCGCUAACCGAGAACUCCAAUGCGGCAUGCCUAGCCGAGCAGCUGGCGAAGCAAUUCAAAGGCCAGGAGUGCAGCAACACCACGGGAUCCGACACGGUCCCCGGCACGGAGGAGCAGUUCCCCAACUACAUGGACUUCCUGAACCACUGCCACCUCAACGCGACCGUCACCCAGGACGCCGAAGUGAUGCCCGCCUGCGUCCCGGGCCUCACCCCGGAUCUCGUCCUCACCAACUUCACCAAGUCCCAGUACAACGAGUAUCUCAACGACACGAAAUACGCGGGGGUCGGGAUCGCCGACGAAGGUAAUUGGGUGGUUGUAGUGCUCAGUACUGACACACCCACAGGGAACUUUUCGCCGGCUUCUGGGUCCAGCUGGGCUGCUGCAAUCUCUCCUUGCCACCAGCUUCUGCUGUUGUUGCUGGGUUGCUUGUUUCUUCUGAUGAUAUGAAAGAGUUGCUUUUAUAUAUCUAGUUGGCUUCAUCUUCUCAGUAUCAUUCAUUUGUGCAUUACUACAGUUUCAAACUAGGUUUCGACGGCAAAAUAUGGUCUUUUAUUAGAUGAGGAUUUGGAUUGUUUUACACCAUUUAUCUUCAUUGGUUUGUAUCAUUUACAACAGUUAGAUAAUUCUAUCCAUGCCUUGUAUCAGUUGCUCUUUCAUAUGAAUGUGUGUUGAUUCAUGUGCAUUGCUUGGUUUUAAGGUGAAUUUUUUUUA